This is a messenger RNA of Daphnia pulicaria, 1149 nucleotides long. RefSeq lists its product as uncharacterized. The coding region runs from base 1 to 1149 and encodes 382 amino acids. Lineage: Eukaryota; Metazoa; Arthropoda; Branchiopoda; Diplostraca; Daphniidae. The transcript has 2 exons. The record is from RefSeq and is a predicted model, not a curated record.
AUGUAUCACCGAGUCGGAGUCACCCCCAAAGACCAAUCCGCAUUACGCUUCGUAUGGCGCACUCCAGGCAAUGAUGAACCGCUCCGAACACUACAGAUGACGACGCAACACGCAGUAAACAGCAAUUCUCAAUUCCCAGCCGUAGCUAAAAAACUCGUCGACAAUUUCUACGCAGACAACUUAAGCGAAUCGUUCGAAACCGAAGAGGAAGCCAUCCUCUUCUCAAAACAGGCCGUCAAGUCUCUCGCGUCCAGAGGCUUCCGUCUAACGGCGUUUGCUUCCUCAUCCCGACGCCUUUUAGCCUCCAUUCCAGCUUCAGAACGAUCGAACAAGUCACUCAAUUUAGAUUUCGACAAAUUGCCGAUUGAAUACUUGCUCGGCCUCGUAUGGGUUUGCGACGUCGAUUGCUACCGUAUCCGAAUCCGGCCAAUGGAAAUGGCCACAUCGAAGCGUCAAAUGCUGUCCGCAAUGUCCCGCACUUUUGACCCAUUAGGCAUCCUUCUACCCGUUAUCACUCAAGCAAAAAUUCUGUUUCAAGCGACAUGGCGAACAACCCAAGAACGCGUACCGGCCCGAAAAUCUGGCUCUCGUUUAGAAGCACUAGGUUGGGACGAAACGUUGCCAGAUGGAAUCCUGCUCAAAUGGAAAUCUUGGUCCAAAGAGCUGCCAUUGUUAGAAAAAAUCUCCAUCCCACGAUGUUUCAGAACGGCAGAUCUCCCCCUAAAAGAUAGCCAGUUCGAAUUGCACCUAUUCUCAGACGCGUCGUCCGACGCAUUUGGCGCAGUAGCGUACCUUCGAACCAUCGCCAAGGGAAAGAUUCAUCUGAGCUUUGUUCUUGCUAAAGGCCGAUUGGCUCCUUUAAAGUUACACUCUAUCCCCCACCUCGAGCUCCAAGGCGCAGUCACCGCUGUUCGACUAGCAAAAACGAUUAAAAGUGAAUUGCGAUUGCCCAUUGCAGAAUACUAUUUCUGGACGGACUCAGAAAUAGUCCUUCGCUGGAUCCAUUCUUCCCACUGCAACUAUUCCAGCUUUGUCUCACAUCGCGUCGCCGAAAUUCUCCGGCAUCAGAACCAGAACAAUGGAGAUUCAUAUCCGGAUCAAAAAAUCCCGCCGACGACUGCACGAGAGGAAUGUCCCCCUCCAAGCUAG